Penicillium waksmanii is the source of this 2244-nucleotide messenger RNA. RefSeq names its product putative microtubule binding protein HOOK3. Gene Ontology annotation, biological process: cytoskeleton-dependent intracellular transport; cytoplasmic microtubule organization. Gene Ontology annotation, cellular component: cytoplasm; centrosome. The record is from RefSeq and is a predicted model, not a curated record. Gene Ontology annotation, molecular function: microtubule binding; dynein light intermediate chain binding. NCBI's taxonomy places the organism in Eukaryota, Fungi, Ascomycota, Eurotiomycetes, Eurotiales, Aspergillaceae. The coding region runs from base 1 to 2244 and encodes 747 amino acids. The transcript has 7 exons.
AUGGAUCAACAGCUUUUCCUGGGGAAAACACUCCGCGAGACCGAGGACUUGACAGACGGGGUGAUCCUUUGGGAGAUCCUCCAAGACAUUGACCCGCAGUACUUCCUUGACGAGAUCCCCGAGCGUGAACCUGGCGACCACUGGGUGGCCAAGUGGCAGAACCUCAAGCACAUCUACAAACUCCUAUCCAACUACAUUCGGCACCAGAACAACGACACCAUACCCCCUGGCCUCGACCCGUCGCCCGACCUCGAAGCCAUUGCCGAGAAAGCCUCAUCAAAGGAAACGAACAAACUUCUGAAAAUCCUCUUGAUUGCCGCCAUUUACUCUCCCAAUGCCGGUACCUACGUGCAGACGCUGCAGGAACUGAGUACCCCAACACAGGAAGGUCUCAAGGAGAUUAUUCAGGAGGCACAAGAUGGCGAGCAUGAACCUCUGGAUGGGGCCGAUGAGUUGAAGGAAGAAUUGGCCAAAGCCGACCACACGGGAGAACUGGAGCUCAAAUUUGAGGAGCGCGUUGGGAAGGUCUUGGCGGAGAAUGAUCGCCUCACACAAGAUAAAAAGGAGUUGCGGAAGGACCUCGGGGAUAUGCAUAACCGCUUGGCGCGUUUGCAAGAGAACAAUGAUACCCUUCAGAACCGGUUGGCAUCUACCGAAGACCGACUGGUGACAUUGAAAUCCGGAAAGGGGGAUCUCGGAUUCAACGCCAAGGCAUUGGAAAGCAAGACACGCCAGCAGGAUGAUUUGAUUGCCUCUCAGGAGGCUAAGCUUUCUGCGGCGCAAGACGAAAUCGAUAGCCUUCUUAUGACGGUGGAGUCAUUAAAGGUCAAGAACCAACGGUAUCAAAAGCUACAGGAUGAUUAUGAUGAGCUCCGGACCGAUCGAGACCAGCUAGCCCGCAAAGCAAAUGCCGCGGAGAAAUACCGACAAAAACUACAGGCCAGCCAGGACUUUGAAAAGGAGAACUCCACUCUAAAAAACCAGAUCAAAGAUAUCCAGCAACAACUGAAAGAGUCGGACUCGCAGCAAAGGUGGACAUCGGAGCGUGAUGUGGAGUUGGAAGAAUAUCGCAAGUUGCUACCGCAGCUCGAGCAGGAAUGCAAUGAGAUUCAAAACCUCAAGAAACAACUCGAAUUCAACAACCACGCCCUCACCGAGCGUUUAGAAAGUGCGGAUGAGCAGCAUGAAAGAGACGAUGCGUUGAUCAGUGAACUUCGUGAGCGUCUCGGCGAGCUGGAGGGAUUGCCUGGCACCUCGUCGCCGGGUUCCGACACACCGAAGAUGCAGGGAACACUCCACAAAGAUUUUGAGGCUAUUGAGUCCCAACUCAAAUCCGAGAAUGAUGAGUUGAAACGGGAUUUGGAAGCUUCGAAGCCACCAUCGACUACUUUCGGGGCACAAUCUGAAGGAUUCUCUGAAAGCUUUAAAGCGUCCGUGCAACUUGCUCGUACCAACACUACACAGAGCGAUGACUAUUGGAAGUUAUAUGAGACUUAUACCAGCAAUCUGAAGAGGAUUGCAGAGAUUCAGGACUCUCUGGAUACCACCAAGAAGGAACUGUCUGACGCGCAAACCAAUAUUGGCCUUCUUGACUACGAAAAGAGCGAUAUGAUCCGUGAACUGGAAGAGCACAACUCGACCGAGCUGACCAAGCUUCGCGGCGAGUGGGGUUCUCUUUCUCAGAAUGUGCACCACUUGGAAGCCGAGGUUGAUGCCAGUCAGACCUUGGUGCGCGAAGUGUGCGCUGAGCGAGAGGAUUUGCGCAAGAUGCUUGAAGACAAGCAGAAUGAGAUCAGCGCUGAGGACCAGGAAGUCAUGACUGAAAUGCAGAUGCUCCUGGGAGAGUUUGAAACUCACAAUAGCGAGGGCGGCGAUACGCCUCAGAAGUCAAGCUACGAGCUUUUGAAGCAAUGUGCCAGCGUAUUAGAGAAGAAUGUUGAGCGACUGGCUCAACGCGCAGAGUAUAUCCAACAACAAAAUGAACUCAUCAAGUCUCUACGCGAGCGGAUGAAGAAAUACGAAGAAAACUUUGACGACGGCAUCCCUAAAGAGCGCGAAAUUGAACUCCAGAGAGUAAUCGACGACCAGGCCCGUGAACUGAGCCUCGUGAGCUCGGCAUGGUAUCACCUCCAGAGCCGAUGGCAAAAUAACAAUAUGACCGUCUCUCGUUUCCGGCACGGAGCUAAUACGGCCGAUCUCCGCGGUUGGCUGGCUAAGCAAAGAAGUGUGGUUGCUGGCCAGUAA